AAACUCAGAGACAGGAGGAGAUCAGAGGAGACUGGAGAGGCUGGAGAUACACAGAGUGGGAUAGACACUUAUCACAGCUGUGUUACAUCGCGUCCGCAUCCUCCACCACCAAUCAUCAUCAUCAUGGAUACCCUUCGCUACAAGAUCUUCAUCAUCCUCAUCAUCGGGGUCAUACUCAACAUCUGCCAGGUGUCCGCCGCUAGCAGGAACCCCUCUGAUUGUUGUUUGGCCACAAAUGAUAAGAAGAUUCCCUACAAACUCAUCAGGGCCUACAGGCACCAGGGCGAGGGGUCCGGCUGCUACAUUCCCGCUAUUGUAUUCACAACAGUCAGGAACAGACACCUCUGCGCCCCCACAGAUUCCGACUGGGUAAAGAAGUACAUGCGCUGCCUAGAAAAAAACGCAAAAAAAUGUUGAAGCGGCAGAAGCGGAUCCGGCGGAGGAUCUCAUGGCUGUGCCCGGGGGGUGGUGCCACCCUACUGCUUCUAGUGACACCAAUAACUUCCGAUCUGUCCUUCUCUCCUAUGGCAGGGUGUGAUUUCUGAUAUGUAUCUGUCUCUGUAGGUCGUUACAUUGUCGGGAGUUUUUCUUCUCAUUAAAUGUUGCAAUUUGU
Rana temporaria (common frog) is the source of this 613-nucleotide messenger RNA. RefSeq names its product C-C motif chemokine 19-like. The transcript is spliced from 4 exons. Gene Ontology annotation, molecular function: chemokine activity; CCR chemokine receptor binding. Bases 124 to 417 code for a protein of 97 amino acids. The record is from RefSeq and is a predicted model, not a curated record. Lineage: Eukaryota; Metazoa; Chordata; Amphibia; Anura; Ranidae. Gene Ontology annotation, biological process: G protein-coupled receptor signaling pathway; positive regulation of GTPase activity; neutrophil chemotaxis. Gene Ontology annotation, cellular component: extracellular region.